GCGCAGCGUGUUAAUUCGGCGUGCGUGGCCAGCUGGAGCUUAACGGUGACCGAGAAGCUAGAGAAGAAUCGUCUGCAUGCUAAAAAUCUAUUAAAGUUUUGAACUUCAGAGUUUAGUUGCUUCUAGAAGUCUACAUGGUAUUUGCUGAGUGAAAUCAACAUUUACAACUGAAACAUUCAAAAAACGCAGGAAGUACAAUAAUUGAAGAGUCGCUGAAAAUUCAAAAUGCAUCCCAGUUUUAAGAAAAAGCCUGUUGUGCAACUCGUCUGUCGGUUCUGCAACUCUUGUAUCUGCAAACGUGGAAUGAAAGCCGUUCUCCUUGCCGACACGAACAUGGAACUUUAUUCAACUGAUGCCCCAUGCGUUGGAAAAAUCAGUAAUGUGGGCAGGCCUUACUCAACAGGGAAAUGUGAAUGUAGAAUAUCUGAUACAGCAUGUAAUCACUGUGGGAACAAUGUUGGAUACACCAUACUUAUUCCAUGUGUGCCAUGUCUUCAGUCUUGUAACAAUGGUCAUUUGUGGAUCUUUAACAGUACUGUAGUAUGGGCAGAGGGAAAGCUAGAUAAAUCAGGAAGUGAUGUGUUGAGGUGGGACAGUUUGCCAGAAUGUCCAGAUGAUGACAACAGCCAAGAUUCUUUCCUUGAAGAUAUGGAUGAUAUUGAGUGUAUCCGGUGAUCUGUAGUCCAAGGUUAUGAAAAUUAAAUCAGCAGCUGCAUAAUGAUUGAUCGAAAUUGAAAGAAACUUCUCUUGAUCACUCUUAUUCCAAAUUCCAGUUUAAUUGAACAUUAGGAUAAACAUGAUUUACCCAAAAGAUUGGCCCUGGAUUGAGCCAAAUGAUUAAACUUAAGUAUAAUAAACAGAUUUAUCCUGGGUUUGGAUAGUAAAUCAUAAUCUCUAUGUUAACCAGUUACCAGUAAACUUUUGGGUACAUGCUUGUUGACACAUACACAAAAAAGCUUUUAAACAAUAGUACAAAUAUAUCAACAUGACUUUUAAGGAUUUGGGACUUUGUGUCAUAUUGGCAUCACAUUGAAACCAUAAUGACCAAACUGGAAUUGGAAUGUGAGCAUAUAUGUGUGCAUAUUGAUGGCAGGUAAAGCAUCUCUAAUCUACCCAGACACCCACUUGUAGGCAAAUAGUAGAGUGUAUGAUGCCAUGAUGACAUGAGUUCUGACACUAUAACGUGAAUGAAAGCACAUCUUCUAAUUCAGAGUUUAAUGCAUUGCAAAAUGUUCAGUCAAUGGCAAUGCCCAUUAACACAUACACACAUUUAGCAUGAAAGCUUUUAAGUGAUGUAGGAAGUUAUACACCUUCAUUUGUUUCUUUUUACAUGUUGGUUUCAGUAUUUAAAAGUUGCUUUUCACUUUAAGUAUAUAGUAUUAUGACCCAUUUACAUUUGGUCUACGAUUAUUGUAGGGUGGUUGUACUAUGCAUAUUGCACAAUCUCCUUAGGGUGGGGUAUACUAUGAUUGUGGGACUUUCUUAUUGAGUUACGAUUUUCAGAAUUUUUUUUAGCUGAAAUUCAAUAAAUUUUCAAAAUCAUAGGUUUGUACAUGUAGCCCAGAAAAACAUUGUAGGGGAUCAAAUGAAGGAGCAUCUUAUAGUGUGUAUUGAAAGAUCAGCGCAAGGGCAUAGUAUUCCAGUUUUGUACAGACAUUUUACAAGCAGCGCAGUGUUUGUCUUUGGCCCUAUACAAUGUCCAGCUUAUGAAAUCACAUGCUAAAAGUAAAUAAUGUAAACAUGAAUACUAUAAGCCUUAGCCAACUACAAUGCAAAAAAUAUUGUAGACUAUUCUAUUAUAUGAUGGUCAUACAUGCACAUGUAGUAAUUAUGUAAAUAAGUCAAUAUAUUCAGAUGGAGAUUCAAGCUGUUAAGGUCGUAUCAAUAAAUACAUUUAACAAUUUAUGAUGAAGUUAGUUUUGUACAUGCCAGCAGAGAAAUAGUAACAAGAUUUACAUAGAAAGUCCCCUUGAAAUCAAUUUAAAAGCAAUGUGUGAAUUUAUUUUUGUAAAAUGUGAAAUUUUAGCAUAUAUGUAGCCUUCCUAUCUUUGAACAGCAAUAUAAGGAAACUAUCAAUGUUGUGAUUUAUUUUCAACUUUUACAUAAAUUUAUACUGGUCAUGGUGUAAAGUGAAGUUGGCUAAGUCUAGUACAGUAAUUGUAUUAAACUUCUUUUCUCAACCUCUGUUCUGCAAUUUAAUCGAAUAUUAACUUGUUCAAAAGUUUUCCUUGAUUUUUCCAAGAUACCAUAUUACUUGUAUGAUUGAGAUAAAGUUUUAACUAGGUUGUAUGUGUUAAUGCAUUAUUAAUUUUAUGAUUUUUUUUAAGGCCACUUCAUUGCAAAAUGAAUAUGGGCUGGGUGAUGUAGGAGCUGUGAGAUCCUUCACAAUGGAUUUAAGAGCUUUUAUUACUAUUGUAAUAUUGUAGGAAUAAAGACCUUAUCAGAAGCAAAAAUUUAGAGUGAUAACUGAUAGUGUGCACCAAAGGAAAGCUGAUAUUACAACUGUACCAGUUUCAUGCAAGCACAGACACAUCACCCCGAUAUUUAAAACUCUUCACUGGUAGCACCUGAAGGAAUGCAGUCUUUAAAAUCCUUAUGAUCUCUCACAAUGGAACUCCCCCACUUACAACAAGUCUUUGAUACAUAGCUUCCAACCCCCAAGAACCUUACGAUCCUCAUCUAAUCUUUUACAAAUUCCAGCUUCUAAGAAUUCAUGGGAGGGGGGGGCCUUUGCUCCGGCAGGCCAGACCUGUGGAAUUCUCUUCCAAAGAGUUUAAAAACCCAGUCUUCAGUGACCACCUUCAAGGGCAACCUGAAAACAUCCCUGUAUAAGAGUGAUUUUUGACAGACAUUGACUUAUUGUUCAAACAUGUAUUAUAUGUAAUUUUUUUUGUUCUGCUCUGAAGCACCUUGAGCAUCUAAUGAAGAUGGAAAGUGCGCUAUACAAGUCUUAUGAAUUCAGAUAGUUGAUUUUGCAAAAUAAAAUAAAAGGCUUCAUUGAACGACUCACCGUCCAGGGUUUUAUACCAUAUAGCCUUGUCAUAAUUGUGAAGAGACUUGAUUAGUAUGCAAUUGUUUGUAGAUAUAUUGACCAUUUUCUUGAUUUCUAUGUUACAAAUUCCCAAAAUUGUAACAUUAUUUGCAAAGAAAAUAUAAGUGGAAGUAUUUAGUGCUUAAAUGGAUGAGACUCAAAACUUAAGACCGUAGUUUCAUGAUUUGACUUUUCUCUUAUUCUGCCAUGGCUGCUAUGUCGGGCAAAUCUGUCAAACUAAUGUGCAAAAUGGCAGCUAAUUCAAUUAGUCAAGGAGAAUUAAGCAAUUGACCUGAAAAUGUUAUUUCUGUAGGACUUGUUUUCAAAAUUGCAAAUUCACAAUUUUGGUAACUAAUUAAAUAAUCACUGAAUAUAUCAAAACUAUUUUAUGUAUAGUGGGGUCAUAGAAUUGCUUUUUGAGAAGUGCAAUAAAGUCUUUUUUAGGCUUGCAAAUUUGGGUUUUUAGUAAUGAAACUGAAAAAGUAUGCCACUUUACAAUGUUAUAUUCUGAUACUUCAUAGCUUUCCUUAAUCUUGGCUUCUGAUAUGGUCUUGAGAGUAAACUGUUUUUCUGAUGAUAUAUUUUCAUCUGUUCAUGAAUUGUUUCAUGCCCCAUUGACAUUUGUUUUUUUACUGCUAAAAAUUUGGGCUACUCGGUAAAGUAAAGACUAACACAAGUCUAGUGGUACUUUAGAUAUUUCUGUGAGAAGUUCACUUCUCUUUUAUUACAAAAUGCAUUGUGUAGAAAAGAUUAUUUUUACAAUCUUUAACUUAAUUAUAUUUAUAUAGCAUUUGUACAUGUGUAAAUAUUCUCAUAACAGUCUAAAUUGAAUACUUGUGAAAGGCCUAACAGCUCAUAUAAUAAAUUCAUAAAUAAUCUAUAAAUAAAGCAUGUGACAUUUUGUGAUUGAUAUUUUUGUGGUUGCAUUAAAAUUUAAAUAAUCAUGUAGAACAAGAAAUAAAUAAUAUCUAAGAAUACAGCUGCAUUAAUCAUUACAUCAUGAUGACUCAUUUCACAUGAAAAUGAAACAUCAAAUCAAAUUUUCUGUACCUUCUGCAUGCUGACUCAAUUUUGUACAAUGUGUUGUGGGAUAAAUUGUACAGGGGUUAAACAAUUAUUUCAACCCUGUACAGAAGACAGUAUGCCACCAAUUCAGUGGAAAUUUGGUAUCAAGUCAAAGGUGCUCUGAAAAUUUCAUAUGCUUUGACUUUUUUUUUACAUCUGGGGUGUUCUAUAAUGCUGUUAGUAAAGUACAUGUAUUGCUUUAACAAUAAGUGGAAAUUUUACAACCCAAUUUACAUUAUCAAUCAUUUUAAAUCACAUUACCUAAGGUUUAUAUGACGCAGAUGUUGGAUUUUUUUCUUUAAAUACAAAAACAAUAUAAGAGUCAAAGCAUUUUUUGUAGAAAUAGAAAUAAACUAAUGUAAAGACUUUGGCAUUUUCUAUUCUAGUUCAUUCAUAAAUUCACACAGCUUCAUGAACAGUUACGUUUAUGAAACACGCCCAGUAUCUAAAAGCAAAUGAGCAUUAAGAGCUAGGCAAAAAUGGAGUGAGAAGUAAUCUUGUUGGAUGAACACAGACACUCAAAAAACUCUUGAACUCAGUUAUGCUGACAUUCAACAGGAUUUUGAUCUGAAUGAAAUGAAAGUCAUUUUGGGUAAACCUAUCUAGUGAUUAGAUCAUUCCCAUCAUUUUAUAUACAAUGAACUCGGAUCUUUUGCCAAAAGAAAUUUCAUAAUUUUACAUAAUCUUAAUCUUUAAUUGAAAUGAAUAAUUGCACAUGAUUCUUGAAAAAAAGUUUUCAGGGACUAUCAUAUUCUUAAAUAAAUAUACAAGAGAUGGCAAAAAUUGUUUGAUGGUAAUGCAAUGCAAGAUCGCAGAAUCGAUGAAAAAAUUUUCAUCAAGGCAGCAAUCUAAAUUCUGUUGUUACAAGUACUUCUAUUGUUUGAAAUUCAUGAAGGGGGGUUUCUCAUAGUGAUAAAACAUUAGUAUCACCAUGAAAAAACAGAAUGUCCAAGCCAUCCAUUUUGUCAGAAGAAACCCUAGCUGAAACACAAACAAUGUGUACUAUCAAUUCUGUCAGUAAAUAUUAAUGAUCCUAAUGAAAUAGUACUGUUACAUAAAGAUUUACUUGAUAUGGAUUUCAAGAUGAAAAGAAUAAGAAAUGGAAUAGUUAAUAUUAAUCUAUCAUGCCUCAAAUUUGGGGACAUAUUUUUUAGCCAUUAUAAACAAAAUUGAAUCCUCAAUUCACCAGCUACUCACAGUCACCAAUUGCUUUUGUUAUACCUCCACAAUCAAGAAUUCUUGAAGGCAUUGAACUGAUUUAGAGACAAUAAACAGACCCAAACUAACAGGUGACCAACUUUUCAAGAAACCAAAAUCCCCCAUUUUUCCCUGAUGAAGUUUUAAACUUCCCUGAUAAUUAUACAAACCCAUUCCCAGGUUUCCAUGUUUUUUAAGUUGUUGCAGUGAAUUACAUGUAUUUUCAGUAUAAAAACAAUAAUAUAAAAGUAAUUAGUACACCAUAACCAGUCAGCCAAUGAAUGUUGUUUUGAUAAGCAACGAAAUAUAACAGAGUCUGACUGACUACCAUGCUUUUCAAAUCUCUCCCAAAAGGUAGGGGGGACAAGGGGUUGGAAAAUUUGACAAGCAAAAAAAAAAGUUAAUCACCCCAAGAGUAGCGUCAUCUCGUCCAAAGUACAUGUUUUAUUUCAAUUUUGAAUGGUGUAUUUCUUUUCAUCACAGAAAAACCAAAAUAGUAGGGGAAAAUUUGAUAUUGGGCCCCCCUACUAUUUUGAAUAGGGGGGGGCACGCCCUCUGUCCCCCUGGGAUUUCCACCCAUGAUGCUUUUGACUUUUUGGCUGAUCAGAAUUCCCCGAUUUCCCCCUCAUUUGAGGCAUUUUCCUUGAUUUUAGGUAUU
Messenger RNA from Lytechinus variegatus (green sea urchin), 5951 nucleotides. RefSeq names its product protein FAM72A-like. The record is from RefSeq and is a predicted model, not a curated record. The coding region runs from base 226 to 675 and encodes 149 amino acids. NCBI's taxonomy places the organism in Eukaryota, Metazoa, Echinodermata, Echinoidea, Temnopleuroida, Toxopneustidae. Gene Ontology annotation, cellular component: cytosol. The transcript has 4 exons.